Benincasa hispida (wax gourd) is the source of this 1829-nucleotide messenger RNA. Its product is annotated as transglycosylase. Lineage: Eukaryota; Viridiplantae; Streptophyta; Magnoliopsida; Cucurbitales; Cucurbitaceae. The record is from RefSeq and is a predicted model, not a curated record.
CGGAAAACAAUGCUUUUCCAUUUCCGGCAACAAUGCUCCACCUCCAAUCUCAUCUCCUUCAAAUUCCAUUCUUCCGACUCCAUAAUCCUCCUCCCUAACGCCUAAUUUUCCAUUUCCACGCCUUCGACGUCCUCCCCGAUCGUUUCUCUACUAUUCUGACGAGGUCAAGAAUGGCUAUUGGAUUUAAAUACUGGGAUGAUUGUGUUGACCCGCAAGACAUAGAAGCAAUGUGGAGUUACCCUCAAGUAUGCGCUGAAUGGUUAGAUGCUGGAGAGUCCAAAACGCAAAAGGUCCACCUCUCGAGAGAUCCAGAUGGACAGCCUUAUUUGACUCAGACAGAGAUGAAGGCAGUGGCAGAUAUCAUUCUGCAGAGGCACUUUGUUUCCAAAGUAGAUUCUGAAAUGAUUUGUGCCAUAGCAGAACUUGAGAGUGAUAGACAGCCUCUUGCAACACGUUAUGACAAAAAAACCAAGGAGACAACAUUAGGGAUCAUGCAAAUAACACUUAAAACUGCUCAGUGGCUGGUCAGUGAAUUGGGUUAUCAAUCUUAUGGAUUAGAAGGGAACCCAGACGUUCUAAGUAAGCCCUUUGUCAAUGUAUAUUUUGGGGCUGCUUACCUUAAAUGGUUAUCAAACUUUGAGCAGAAAGAAAGAAAUGAAGAGUUUGUUGUUAGGGCCUAUAGAAGUGGUACAAAGAAGGCGACUCACAAGACAACUUUACCAUACUGGAAACGAUAUCUAUCAGUAAAAGAAAGUCUUCCAUCCAGGAAACAUAUCAAUGAAGUCUCCAGCUCUGCUACGUCCCCUCCACCUGCUUCAGGGAAUACAGAGGGCGCAGCUAUUACUUAUACAUUUUGGGAUUGUCGAGCUACCCCUGAGGACAUGGAAGAGAUGUGGAAUAACCCUGAUGUUCUAAAAGAGUGGACUAAAUCUGGAGAGAAAAAAGGAAAUGUACGGUUUUCUCAUGAUUUAAAGAAAAGACCAUAUGUUUCCAGAGUAGAAUUGAAGGCCAUUGCCGAGAUUAUUCUUUCAAAACAUUUCAGUACAAAAGGAGUUAAAUCAACUGUUCUAUGUGCUUUAGCAGAGGUAGUUAGCAUGCGCUUCAUUAAUGGAGUAGGAGCGCGUCCUGGAAUAAUGGGGAUUGACUAUUCAACUGCAUCUUGGCUCUAUAUGGAGUUGAGGUACAGAGCAUACAGACUUGAUUCUGUUGACGACUUAACCAAGCCAUUUGUGUCCAUGUAUUUCGGUGCUGCCUACUUGGUUUGGUUAUCUGAGUAUGAAGGGAGGGAAAGAACUCGGCAGUUUGUCGUUCAGGCUUACAUAGCCGGGCCGCAAAAUGUAGAUCUUCAAGAGACAAGCCCUCUUUGGCUCAAAUUUGAGGAAGCAUUGAGCAACUACGAAGACAACAAAAGUGGCGCUCAAGGGAGCUGUUCCAUCAUGUAAAGCAGGCAUUUCCUUUAUCUUACGAUCUGUUUUCAACUGUAAGUCGUCCAUCAUCACUUGCUCUCUCACAACAAGAAAAGGAUGGAAGCAAGAUAUUCAUUCUUUCACACGACAAAAGUGAACACCAUUUGGAAGUUUUCGUUUUGUACAGUACUGGAACAUUAUUACCAAAACAUCUGUUCCAUUCAUUUGCCGACCAUUAUAUUUCAGUGCCAGCAGCGCCUGUCUUUGGGUUUUCUGUACGGAUGAAAAAGAAUUCCUAACCAAAAUUAGAAAUUAGAACCAAAACUUUUGAAAACAGGAACGAAAGGCAGUUGGUAAUGUGAAUGUAGCAAAAACGAAAUGCCCGUCUUGCCUGAUUAUGCAAUAUAUUUUUCUUCUCCCUCA